Molecule: messenger RNA, 2591 nt
Organism: Tigriopus californicus
Lineage: Eukaryota; Metazoa; Arthropoda; Copepoda; Harpacticoida; Harpacticidae
Gene: Rtf1
Product: RNA polymerase-associated protein Rtf1-like
Exons: 1
Coding region: 85-2448 (787 amino acids)
Cellular component (GO): Cdc73/Paf1 complex
Molecular function (GO): RNA polymerase II C-terminal domain phosphoserine binding; DNA binding
Source: RefSeq, a predicted model, not a curated record
ACGCAUCUGCGUUGCCUCUCGUCCCAUCGAGAUAAUCCCCGGGUGGAUCCGCCCAUCACGGCCCCCGUUGGCCUCUAGCCCACCAUGAGUUCGGCGGCCUCCUCGCCCGCCCAGAGCCGCACGUCGUCGCCCGCACGGUCACGCUCCUCAUCGCGUUCUUCUUCGCGCUCCCGCUCGGCCUCGCGUUCUAGUUCACGCUCGCCCCAGGGUUCACCGGCCCGCUCGCCCGCCGUGUCGGCCACGCGCUCGCGCUCGCCCUCCUCUUCGCCCGUGUCUUCGUCGUCGUCGGCCGCCAGUUCGCGCUCGCCCUCGCCCGAGCCUGUGGCCAAAUUGAAGGUCAAGAUCAAGGAUCGCAAGAAGAGUGCCACGCCCAGGCGGGAGGAGGACGAGGGGGCGGGCAGCCAGAGCGAGGAUGAGGAGACCAUCAGUGCCGGCCAGCGAACCCGCCCUGGCCGGGGUGGGGCUAAGCCCGUGGCCAAUAAGAAGAAGGCGCCGGCCGAGAAGAAGAAAGCGGCCCCGGUGGAAGAGGGCGAGGUCUCGGAUUCGGACAAGGAGUUCGAUGACGGCUUGGACGAUGAUUUGAUCGGCGAUGAUGAGGAUCGGGCUCUGCUGGCCCAGAUGACGGAGCGUGAGCGCGAACAGGAGCUGUUCAAGCGGGCCGAGAUCCGCGAGAAUCUGCGCAAGAAAUUUGAGAUUAAGAAGCGCCUGAAGCAGCAACAAAAGCUCAAGGGGCCCGAAGUCAAGAGUGCGCCAGACGAGGAUGAUGACGAUGACGACGACGACCAUAACGACGAGGACGAGGACCGAGAUGGAGGAGCCCAAGGCGGACCCGGGGUCGAUCCCAACGAGUCCAUGUCGGAUGACGACUUUGACACCAACCAGAUGCUCGACGCCAAGGAGCGAAGUCAAGACCGCAAACGGAACUUGGAGCAGCAAAAGUUCGACAAGAAAUCCAUGGCCUUGAACAAGCUCAAGGCCAUCAACGAGGAGCGCCAACGGAAGGAGAAGGAAAAAGAGAAGCAACGCGAGUUGGACCGCGAGACCAAAGACUCGGAGAGCUCUACGGAACGCGGGCGCUCCUCGGACAAGCGCAAGACCAAGCGCUCCUCGUCGUCUUCGGGCAGCGAAGCCGGCUCGUAUCGGCGACGCAGCUCAAGCUCGAGCUCGAGUUCGCGAUCUCGCUCGCGCUCGCGCUCCAGCUCGUCAUCGGGCUCGGACACGGAGCGAUUCCGCAAGGCCCCCAAGGUCGAAAAGUUCGUGGAAACCAUGGAGGAUUUGGAACCGAUCCGAUUAUCGCGCACCAAGAUCGAGCGCUUCCUCUUUCUGCCGCACUUCCGCAACAUCGUCAACGGUUGCUUCGUCCGGAUUGGGAUCGGGAACAAUCCGGCUGGUCAAUCCGUGUAUCGGUGUACCGAGGUGGUGGAAGUGGUUGAGACGGCCAAGGUGUACCAAUUGGGCAAGACUAAGACCAACCAGGGCCUGAAAUUGAAGUUUGGCAAGCAAGAGCGCGUGUUCCGACUCCAAUUCAUCUCGAACUCACCCCUCACCCCCACGGAAUUCGAGAAGUGGAAGUACACGUGUCAAGAGAACCAGAUCAGUCUGCCUACCAAGGACUUUGUGCACAGCAAAUCGCAAGAGAUCAAGAAGGCCAUGACCUACGAAUACAGCUCGGCCGACGUGGAUGCCAUGAUCCAGAAGAAUGAGAAAUUCAACAAGAACCCGGUCAACUACGCCAUGAAGAAAGCCAACCUCAUGAAGGAAAAGGAGAUCGCCCUCUCGGAUCACAACGACGAAAAAGCCAACCAAUUGGAACAAGAGCUCAAAGAGCUGGAAGAAACCGCCGAGAAGCUCAACAAGCGACGCAAUCACAACACCAAAUUCAACAGUAUCUCGUUCAUCAACGACCGCAAUCGCAAGAACAACGUGUGGAAAGCCGAAGAGGCCAUCAAGCAAGAGAUCCUGCGCAAAAAGGAAAUGGGCGUCGAGGACAACCCGUUUCUGCGGCGGAAAUGCAACCCUCGAAUGGUCACCAAGAGUCAGACCAACGUGCCUCCCGAAUUACUCAAGGCCAUGGCCGCCAACGAAAAGUUCCAACAGGAGCUCAAAGACAAACUCGAGAAGGAGAACGAGAAGAAACGCAGGGGCGACGACUUGGACGGCCCCGAUUCCAAGAAGAAGGGCAAACUGGGCGGCUCGGGGGCAUCCCUCGCAGGGGGUAAGGAGGACAUCUUUGACGCACACGACUUUGACAUCGAGAUCGACGUGGGCAUUGGCGGCCUAGGCGGUGGACCUGGCUCGGGGGGCGGGGACGGGCCCUCGACUGCGGCUUCGGAAGUGGUUCCGAGUCCCAGAGCCAUGCCCACGGCAGCAUCCAUCUCCAAGACCUCGGGACCGGCUCGACGCUCUUUGAACCUGGCGGACUACAAGAAGAAACGCGGACUCAUCUAGUGCUUAUUGUUAUCAAACUAUGAUGUUCUUUGUGAUUGAAAAAGAGAUUGAAAUUAAAAGUCGAGGAAAUGUUGUCGCUCGUGCGAUAUCCAUCGGAGAUCGGGAACUCUCAAUUCAUCCCCCAUUCCGCAUUCCCAUUUCAG